AUGUCGAGACACCUCCAGACCCACAUUUGGAGUGAGUGUGCUUACACUUUGGAGAAUGUCAAGAACGGCAGGUGGCACCUUGGCAGCACCGGCAAGUACUCGCAAGCCGACGGCAUUUGGAAGGACAUCAUGGCUGUCACCCGUCCGAAGCAAACCUUUUUCAUUCAGCGGCUCCACUUCGCCUUUCAAAUCAAGAGGAAGCAGGUCCGGACGGCGACACACGCUAGGAUGUCGCCCGAGGGCUGGGAGCAACUGGUGGACUCCAGUUGCCUGUUGAUGUGGGCAUUGGAGGCCAUGGCCAAGGCCAGAACGGACGACGGUGCAGAUGUGCUGUUCACGGGUGACACGGUGAGGGCCGCUACGCAGAAGGUGUUGGAAGGGGACUACAAUGCGGAGGCUGACAAGUUCUGCCUGCUCAAGCUGCCUGACAUCAAGCCUUCGGACCUCAACCUUUGGACAGAUCACCUUGGCAGCGCCACAGCUGCAAGUCUGAUCCAAAAGGGUAUGGAGGAGGUGAGCAAGCUUGACAACGAGAGCAUCCAGAAACAGUUCGAGAGCGACGUCUACAAGAUCAGUUUGGACCUGGCUUCUUUCGUUGCCUACCUGGCAGACUUGCAGAAGUGUGGCCGGUCGAAACAGAUGGCAAAAGUUUGUCAUCUUCGUGCUGAGAACAAGAGAGGUUCCGGCCUCGUCCUUGAUUUCAUGGAAGUCAACAGCAAGCACGAGCACGGCCUCUACAAGGACGCGGAUGCGAUCGAGAGUAUCAAGAAGGCUGGGUAA
This is a messenger RNA of Symbiodinium sp. CCMP2592, 780 nucleotides long. Lineage: Eukaryota; Dinophyceae; Suessiales; Symbiodiniaceae. The record is from the annotation of a GenBank genome assembly.